Panicum hallii is the source of this 1981-nucleotide messenger RNA. RefSeq names its product tuliposide A-converting enzyme b1, amyloplastic-like. Lineage: Eukaryota; Viridiplantae; Streptophyta; Magnoliopsida; Poales; Poaceae. Gene Ontology annotation, molecular function: hydrolase activity. The record is from RefSeq and is a predicted model, not a curated record. Bases 859 to 1833 code for a protein of 324 amino acids. The transcript has a single exon.
ACGAACCAAUCAGCACGCCCUCUCGUGAAUGAGUACGCGAGCUCGUCAGCCAUGGCGAGCCUAUCGCGCAACAGGAUGUCGAGAGGGCGCUCCCGGCACUCGCGUAUGGACCGAGCUACCGGCCUCGGCGCUGGAGCGAUCGACGACAACGCGCGUGAUUGCGCGCGAGGACAUGCAACCAGCCAGAGUCCCACAGUCCCCCUGAUGCUCAGUCCCAUCCGCCCACCGGCCCCGUCUCGUCCCCCUCGCACCCCUUGACCCGAUCUACACGGCAAAGCCAUGGCCCAGGCGCGAGGAGGUGACGAUCUGGGAGAAUAAUUGCCUCGCAAUCUGAUCGCAAUUCGCAGAACAAUGGACGAUUUCACAGCAGCAAAUUCUGAACGGCAUGCAGCACGGUGCGGCUGCCCAGGAUAGAGAUACCCCGUCGACCAACUUUCACCUAUCAUAUACCAGCUAGUCUCGGCCGUAUUGGCACAGGACAUUUACACUUUGACUGCCGCACUGGCUGCUCAGUCGCACGCUCUUUGUGCCGGCCUGCUUCUCUCCUUCGGUCCUUCCCGUUGUCGUCUCGUGGCCACAAAGGCACCAACCACAACAGCACGCAAACACCACGAGCAAGAAAUUCAGAUGAGACGCAAGCCGAAUCAAGAAUAUAAACGUCCUCGGCCUCUGAAAGCGUAGGGGGCUGAAAGUAAUUGGCAAUUAGAUGCUUGCAAAAUGGAAUCGUAUACUGUACUGCAGCAGCUGUAAUAAAGUUCAAAGGAGAGGACAAGGGGCCAACCAGUUCUUCUACUCUAGUCCGCCGCCCGCUGCCGCGCAGUUUGCUACGCCGAUUGAGUACCUGCUGGAAGCCUGGCAAUGGAUUCCGCCAGCGGGGAGGUCGCUUUCGAGUGCGGCUGCUUCCUGCUGUACAGCGACGGCCACGUCGAGCGUACCCGCGACAUGGACACCGUGCCGGCCUGCUUCGACGCCGACACGGGCGUCACCUCCAAGGACGUCGUCGUCGACGCCGCCACCGGCCUCGCCGCGCGGCUCUACCUGCCAGCCAUCCAGACGGCGGCGCCGUUGGCGUCCGAGCCCGGCGGCGGCGGCGCCGCGACGAAGCUCCCCGUCCUCGUCAUCUUCCACGGCGGCUACUUUGUCGUCGGCUCGCCCGGCUGCCCCGACUUCCACCGCUACGUGAACUCGCUGGUCGCCGCCGCCCGCGUCGUCGCGGUCUCCGUCGACUACCGCCUGGCCCCCGAGCACCCGCUCCCCGCUGCCUACGACGACUCCUGGGCCGCGUUCAGCUGGGCGGCGUCCGGCUCAGACCCGUGGCUGUCUGACCACGGCGACCUCGGCCGCGUCUUCGUCGCCGGCGCCAGCGCCGGCGCCAACAUUGCCCACAACAUGGCCAUCGCCGCGGGCACGAGCGCAACACCUGUUUUGGCGCGCAUCGAAGGCGUGAUCCUGCUCCACCCUUCGUUCUGCGGCGAACAGAAAUUGGAAGGCGAGGCAGAAGAGUUCUGGCGACCUAACAAGAAGAGGUGGGCGGUCAUCUUCCCCGACGCCAGGGACGGAUCGGACGACCCGAGGAUUAAUCCGAUGGCUGCCGGUGAGCCGGGCCUGGCGAAGCUGGCAGGCAAGAGGCUGUUCGUCUCCACGGCGUCGGAGGAUCCGAGGGCGCCAAGGGGCCGAGCGUACUGCGAGGCCGUGAGGGCCAGCGGUUGGCCGGGGAAGGUGGAGUGGUUCGAGUCCAAUGGCGAGGGACACGCCUUCUUCGUCUUCGAUCACGGCAGCCACGAGGCGGUUGCUCUGAUGGAUCGAGUGGUGGCUUUCGUUGCUGGCCACUGAUUGACCUCUAGGCAAUUAAGGUAGCAGGGAAGUGGUACUCGUGAAUCAUAUGUAUGCAAGUAGUUUCAAAAACUCAAAAUGAUAUCCAUAUUUUAUCAAAAAAAUUCUAAGUUGCGUCAUAUUUGAAAUAUACAAAUUCUGCCAAGUU